UCUAUUAAAACAAGCCCCACUCUCCACAAGCUACACUAAAAAACCCUCUCUUCCUAUUUCUCUUCUUCAUCAAAAUGAAGUUUGUUUCAAAUUUUUUGGCUUCUACCAUUGUUUUUUCUGUACUAACUUUUGGAAUAUGGGAAUCUUCAGCCAAUCCCUAUCCCUUUGAGUUUCUCCAAUGCCUUUCUCUUCAUUCCCCUAAGGGAGCUGACUCCAUUUUCAACCUCAUCUACACUCCAACCAACUCUUCUUUCUCUCAUAUUUUGAACUUUUCAAUUAGAAAUCUCAGAUUCUCAACAGCCACCACCCCAAAACCCCUUCUCAUCAUCACCCCUUUACACCCUUCCCAUGUUCAAGCCUUGGUUAUUUGCUGCAAAGUCCAUGGCUUUCAAAUUCGAAUUCGAAGCGGCGGCCACGACUACGAGGGUCUUUCUUAUGUUUCCGACGUCCCAUUCAUGCUCGUGGACUUAGGUGAUUAUAGAUCAAUUGCCAUUGACACUCAGAACAACACCGCAUGGGUUGAGUCUGGCGCAACUCUCGGUGAGCUCCAUUACAGGAUCGCCAAGAAGAGCCAAACUCUCGCAUUCCCGGCGGGCGGUUGUCCAACUGUUGGUAUCGGAGGACACUUGAGCGGCGGCGGCCACGGUGGGUUGCUCAGAAAAUAUGGUCUUGCUGCUGAUCAUGUGGUUGAUGCCUUGUUGGUUGAUGCAAAUGGAAAGCUUUUGGAUAGAAAAUCAAUGGGGGAGGAUUUGUUUUGGGCCAUUAGAGCUGGUGGAGGAGGAAGCUUUGGGAUCGUUCUUGCAUGGAAGAUAAAGCUGGUUUAUGUUCCUCCAACUGUCACAGUUUUUACAGUUAGCAAAAAAAUGGAUCAGAAUACUUUGAAGUUGAUCCAUCAGUGGCAAUACGUUGCAAGCAAGCUGGAUGAGAAUCUGUUCAUUGGCAUCACCUUGAUUAUUGGUCCUAAUAACUCGAGGCAAGGAGGAAGAAGAACAAGAACGAGAACAAGAACAGUGAAUGCCUCAUUCUUUUCUCUAUUUCUUGGCAAAGCAAAUGAGCUUCUCUCCAUCAUGCAAAAGAGCUUCCCAGAGCUAGGAUUGUUAAAAGAAGAUUGCAUAGAAAAUAAUUGGAUUGAAUCUUUUCUCAUAUUAGCAGGCUUUACAAAUGGAGAAUCCUUAGAAGAAGCUUUACUCAAUAGAAGCACAACACCAUCCUACAUUGGAGCCUACAAAGUCAAAUCAGAUUAUGUGAAAGAACCCAUCUCAGAAAUUGGCUUAAAUGGGAUGUGGCAGAUGUUAAGAACUACAAACAUUGAAUCAGCUUCAAUUGUUUUGCUUCCUUAUGGAGGAAAAAUGAAUGAAUUUUCUGAGUCAGAAAUUCCAUAUCCACAUAGAUCUGGCUAUGUGUUUAAAAUUGGAUAUUUUGUUGUGUGGAAAGCAAUAGGAGUUAAGGCAGCUGAUAGGCACUUGAUUUGGAGUAGAGAGGUUUACGAUUACAUGGCUCCUUUCGUUUCGAAGUCGCCAAGAUCUGCAUAUAUUGGUUAUAGAGACAUUGAUAUAGGAAUGAAUAAGGAGUUUGGGAAAGGUACUAGUUAUAAAGAAGCAAGCAUUUGGGGACUAAAGUAUUUUGGGAAUAAUUUCAAGAGAUUAGUGCAAGUAAAAACUAAGGUUGAUCCUUAUGAGUUCUUUAGGUAUGAGCAAAGUAUACCCUCUUUUGUACUUCAGUGGUCAUAGAAUUAAGUUUGAUAAUCUUUGGCCUUUGGAAUAAUCUAUUUGGGAUAAUGCUGUUUUGUUUGUGGCAAAAAUAUUUUAUUGACUUACCUUUUUCUCUUGAUGAGGGAGAGAUAUAACAAUAUAAUGUAUUGUGAAAAUAAUAGAGAGUUGCUAGCUCAUA
Molecule: messenger RNA, 1890 nt
Organism: Benincasa hispida (wax gourd)
Lineage: Eukaryota; Viridiplantae; Streptophyta; Magnoliopsida; Cucurbitales; Cucurbitaceae
Product: tetrahydroberberine oxidase-like
Molecular function (GO): FAD binding; oxidoreductase activity
Source: RefSeq, a predicted model, not a curated record